AGCUGAGCCAUCAGUCGUCUGCUACACACCGCAAAACAGACCCAAGGCAGACAGGUAUUCCCACUGUCAUCACGUAAGAAAUUAUAUAUUUUUCUAACAUUUAGCAACGAUUCACUAGAAACUACAAUGUUUUUCCUAUGUUGUCAUAAUAUAAAGUUGUUCUGUUCCCUUCUGUAAGUUAGCACGCAGCUUCAAUAAUUGCGUAGUAUCACUUUUAAAUAGCGAUGUAUAUUUAUUGUGAUAUAGAUGUUUUAACCUUUAUGUAAUUACAGCUUUGACGGUGUCGCGCAUUGGUUUAUAUUUCGUCUACGAUAACAAUAAAUCAUGUAACUGACUGCACAGCAGCAAUCUGUCAGUUGCACAAUUACUCUGAUCUGAUAUCUGAUCACUCUAAAACUGAUUUUUAUUUCGCCAACAUAUACUCUUACGAUAAAAGUACCUGCUAAUGGAAAUCGUACCAUUAUCAAUAUAAUAUCAAUUAUAUUAACAAUGAAAAACGAUAUGGCAUUCGUGUUUUCCCCAAAAAAGAGUAUACUGUAAACCAACUUGAAGUAAGAUUUUUUAAAUCUUAAAAUCAAAGAUGCAGAUUGAUGUUCAUUCGUGAUUACACACAAAUCAAAUAUCAAAAAUGCUAGUUUUGUCUACCACAAAUCCAGCUAUACAAUUAACUGGAAGAAGUUUACGAUUUUUCGCGACACAGCAGAAAUCACGUCUUACAAUUAAAAAAUUUUAUCAAAUACUCGGAGUGGCAGAAGAUUGCGAAGAUGAAACGUUAAGGUUGGCUUUUGUUGAUUUAGCUAAAAAGUUUCAUCCUGAUAGCAGUGCAAAAGAAGCAAGUGCAAUCAGAUUUUCAGAAAUUCAAAAUGCAUACAGACAGAUACAACGUCAUAGAUUUGAAACAAGAGAAAAGGAAACAUCAGGAUUAUAUCCAGACGUCGAAGAAUUUGACAUUAAGCAUACAGCACCGCAGCAUCGGCAUUAUUUAGUGCACGAUGUAGGAGUUGGUACACCAAGUAUGAGACAAAGACGUUUCGUAGCUGACAGAGCACAAAAAGCUGUACUGAACGUGAUGGAACAUCGAUUGAAAACAAUUCAGUCUGCGGAACGGAACACCCUGGUCGGAAUGGACAAACAACGUGCCAAGGAUAUCAAGACUCGAUACGGAAUGGAUCGACUCGUUGAAGAUUUAAUUCAGGAAUCUAUGAACAAAGGCGAAUUUAACGAUCUGAAGGGAAUGGGAAAGCCCCUCAAACAAGAUACUUGCGGACAAAAUCCUUACGUUGAUUUCGUUACCCACAAACUGAAUCAGGUAUUACUCGACAACGGUUUUACACCAGAAUGGAUACAACUCUCGAAAGAAAUAAGACAAGAUACAGAGACUUUGAAAAAACAAUUAGAAGAAACAAGAAAUAAAUUAGGUGAUAUGCCGCUCUCAUAUCACGACGAAGAAAAAUGGAAAAACACGUUACAGGAUGUAAUCAAAGAGGUAAAAAGAAUCAAUAAAAAUAUUGAUAAGUACAAUUUGAUUGUACCAAUUUUGCAAAAACAAAUGUUACAAAUUAAUUUGAAAUCUUUGGCGGAUAACGCAUUAGCAAAGCCACCAUCUGUAGAUAAAAAUUUAAUUGAAAAAUCUAAAAUUCAACGUAGUUUAUUAGAAAGUAAUAGUGAAUCUGUUAGUAUUAUCCAAAUGUUGUCAUAUAUUUUUAGUAAAUGAUCACUAUUUAUAAGUGUGAAAUGUAAAUAAAAGCUUUUAUUUAUGUACAUAUGGGAUAUUCUUCUAACCAUUUUUUGAAAAGAGUAGAUUUGUAGUAAAACUUUAUAAAAAAUAUACAAAAUCUUGUUAGCAGUUU
Messenger RNA from Phymastichus coffea, 1850 nucleotides. Its product is annotated as dnaJ homolog subfamily C member 28. The record is from RefSeq and is a predicted model, not a curated record. NCBI's taxonomy places the organism in Eukaryota, Metazoa, Arthropoda, Insecta, Hymenoptera, Eulophidae. The transcript has 6 exons. Bases 629 to 1714 code for a protein of 361 amino acids.